CACAUUGCUAAUGACCGUAAUGUUCACCCGACAGCAAUUUGACGAGGCAUGUCGGGAAUUCAUUCAUGCUCAUCAAUCCAUAUCCUCUGCAUAUGAAGCUAGGCUUUCGGGAUGGUCUUGGAAAGAACAUCAUACACUACCAGGCUUCGGUUACAUGCACCGGAUUGUCACUCUAAACUGGCGUCACCCAGCAUCAGCUGAUACAUUCCUUGAGAUUGACGAUAGUUUGGACGUCGUCGAUGAUGGCACAACUGCUUCCCAUGACUCUCCUGAUUCAUUGACUUGUCAUCAGUAUGUGGUGUUAUCGGCAACUUUCCGUGUGCCAGCAUUUUAUUUUUCUAUCCAUGGUUCGAGUGGUUCUCCAUUACAGUUGACUGAUAUCAUGCAAACUUCUCUUCUUCGUGAGGAUGUGUGCGAAGGGACAGUCGCUACAACAUUCGCUGUAUCGCAUCCGGCAAUGAACUUCCCCCUCCUAUCGCAAGGAGAACACCCGACGCUAGGCACGCCCUGUUGGUACUUUCACCCAUGCGAAACUGCUAGUGCAGUCGAGGAGAUCCUCAAGGAAUCAGAGGAGAACAGUAGGAGACCGCUGAGUUGGAUGGAGGCUUGGUUCAUAGUGUUGAGCACAGCCGUGGACAUGCAGUGAUUUCGAUAAUAUUUUUGGAUGGUGUUCCCAGGCCUUGGAUUUGUAUAGACCUGACGAAAGGUUUUGUAAUAUAAGCUC
Molecule: messenger RNA, 724 nt
Organism: Suillus plorans
Lineage: Eukaryota; Fungi; Basidiomycota; Agaricomycetes; Boletales; Suillaceae
Exons: 3
Coding region: 11-646 (211 amino acids)
Biological process (GO): protein lipidation; macroautophagy; protein modification by small protein conjugation
Cellular component (GO): intracellular anatomical structure
Molecular function (GO): Atg12 transferase activity
Source: RefSeq, a predicted model, not a curated record